Closterium sp. NIES-67 is the source of this 1709-nucleotide messenger RNA. The record is from the annotation of a GenBank genome assembly. Lineage: Eukaryota; Viridiplantae; Streptophyta; Zygnematophyceae; Desmidiales; Closteriaceae.
AGCCCAGUCAGCCCCGCCGAUCGCGGAGCGCACAGGCGAACUUAGAAUUAUUUAGUGCAGCUGCUCCCAAUAAGCUGCAUCAUUGAAUUCCGAUUCCGAAUAACUUACUCCGCACAGAGCCUACUUCUGCUCUCUGACUCUUCGCGUACAACUUGAACUCAGCGCGUCGAUCAGCCAGCCACAUUUCCCGAAGUUCAGGUCGCAGCGCCGCGUAGUCUCUCUCCUCGCGACCAGACGAUGACGAACGCAGCAGCACUAGUCGCCGUGCUCCCGAUCGUCCUGUUCCUUCUCUUACCAUCGCAACCCGCAGCCAUCUGCGCAUCCGCCGAAUCCACCAACAGUUUAUCAGACGCAUUCGCUACCGGCGUGGCUUCGCCCUUGGGAAAGGAACUUUCGUCCGCGGGACUCACGGGGUUCGCGAGCCUUCUCAGGCACGCCGGGCUGAUGCCUGAGCUCGACCUACGCGCGCGGACCGGCUCCGUCAUGACCGUGUUCGCGCCGACCAACAACGCGCUCAUGCGCGCGGACCCCGCGCUACUCGCGUUCCUCAAGCUUCCGCGCAACGGCGCGCUGCUCCGCGACAUUCUGCUGUUCCACGUGGUAGCGCGGCCGAUCUCCGCGUUCGCCUGGGAGGGCACGCAAGCGACGCUGCAGGGCGCUCCGAUCGCGCUCCACGUGGACUCGCUCGCGUUCCAGGUGGGCGGAACCACCGUGAAGCAGUAUCGCGCACUCACGCUCUCCCUGGAUCUCCUCAGCGAAGGGCCCCUCUCCGGGGAAGGCGCGGAUUUCGCGCGAAGAAGUGGCUUGGAGCUCGGCGAGAGCGGCACGGUGGGCACGGUCGUGGUUCACACGAUCAACGCGCUUCUCGUGCCGCCUUUCCUCGACGACGCGCUCUCGCUCACCACCGGUGAUCUCUAUAUCGUCGCCGCAACGGACAGCAAUGGACGGAAACUCGCGGAAUUGGGGUCCGCUACACCCACGCCCGCGUCAGCUCCGAGCUCGACGCCCCCCCCGCCGCCGGUCCAGCCUUCCCCUCCUCCGCCAGUUGCUGCCUCCCCUCCGCCCCCAAGAGCGGUGCGCCGGGUGUUUAUGCGUUGAGCUUACGGCGGCUGGCUCCUUCUAUGGCGGUCGCUCUGGUCGCCAUCGUGGCAUUGUUGUGAGGGGCAUCGAAGGGAAAUCUACUGAGGUUGUGGUGUUAGGCAUAACUUAUAGCGUGCAUUAUUAGUGCACAAACUAGAUGAUUGGUAUAUUUUUUGUUCAACCUAAACUGCUCGCCUCAGGAUAUCAGGGUAAAAUACCCUUACGGCCCUUAUAAUAAGGGUGGGGUAGCUGUUGGACCCUUAUUUUUAAAAGUGGUUUAGUUUUUGACCCUUAUGAAAAAAACUAGAUCUAUACGGGACCCUGUUUUUUCAAAGUGGUCGAGUGUAGGGACCCUGAUGCGGAAAAGUGUUGUGUAAAAUCACCCUUACACAAUCACACAUGCGAUCCCCCCCUGAAAUAUUUUAUCCCCUUGGCAACCUGUAGAUUUCGGCUAAGUCCCCCCAAUCCGAGAGUCAUUCCUCCUAUACCCCCCGCAACCCAAGAUUUCGGCUAAGUCCCCCACUGCCUAAGGCAUUCCUCCCACAGCCCUCGAGCGACCCCGAAAAAUUGGUGAAGUCCCCCACUCGCAGAGACAAAGCCGCUGUAGUACCUUCGCAACCCGGAGGAUU